Messenger RNA from Monodelphis domestica (gray short-tailed opossum), 25042 nucleotides. Lineage: Eukaryota; Metazoa; Chordata; Mammalia; Didelphimorphia; Didelphidae. The record is from RefSeq and is a predicted model, not a curated record.
CUUAUUAUGGUUAAACUCUUUAAAUUCCUAUAUGGGAAGACUAUACUUAUAAAUCCUAUUUAAUACUAAUUACUAUUAUUUAAUUAUUUAAUACUAAUUAGUAUUAAUACAUAAAUCCUAUGUCUAGUAUUAUGGAUGACAGUAGAAAGCCUUGCCAAACCGUUGCUCGUACUGGAAAAGAUUCUAGUUGAUCCUUAUUAUGUAUGGCUAUGGCUCUUCGUUUUAGAUGUAUACUGAUUAUCUUUUUAAGGAAAGGUCCAUUUAUUCCCAUGUUUUGGAACAGUGAAUGAAAUAUGAAAUCUCCCAAAUGUCUUACUUUUUCUUGUCUGUUAGGUAGUAUAGUCAGUGACUUAAGAGACAUAGGAGAUCACUCCCCUAGAAUGGUCACUGGGGGAUGUAAAGGGAACCUCUGCCCCCCAGGGUCAUCUGACCUGCGCCCUGUGCUGUGUGACUGGAUGUCACAUGAACACUCCAAACAUAGGUUACAGGUGAAGAGUCCUAGAGACAUGACCUGGAACUAAAGGUUAUGGUCAGGCCAAAAGAGGAUAAAAGAGGAGGUGUGUGUGUGUGUGUGUGUGUGUGUGUGUGUGUGUGUGUGUGUAUGUGUGAGUGAGUGUGUACUCUAUUUCCCUGAUGGCAAGAUUAGAUUUAGAUUAGAAAUAGGCUUUGAUCUCUAUUUCAAGUAAAUAUUAAUGAACUCUAUGGAAACUAAGAACUGGGAGUUUUUAAUUUAAUGUUAACAAGGAGUAGGAAUUGAGCUAGACUUUGAAAUAUAGAUAGGCUAUAAAAUAGGUCUAUAGAUAGGCAGACAUUAAGAAAAGGAAAGGACAAUCUAAGUAGAAUAAGUAAGGAUGCAAAGUUGGGAAUUUAUCUGUUAGUGAGUUGAUGAGCCUUUCUAGAGCAGAGGGAGUAUUAGAAGAAACAUACGAUAAAUAAAUUGAGGAAGAUCAUGGAGGACUUUUAAUUCCAGGCUUAUGAAUCUAGACUUUAUUCAACUAGAAAAUCAUAAGGAGUCAUUGGAUGUGUUUGUGUUGAGUUCAAAGAAUGGCUUAGAAAAGGUCAUAUGAUCAUAACUGUCCUUGAGAAUAUAUUCUUAGAAGUAGUGAUAGUUAGAGAAGCAGAUGCCACUAAGCCAUAUACUUAGGGAUAUAUUUUAACUUUGACAAUAGUGAGUCAAUGGUUGUGCCACAGUUCCUUUUUCAUGAAGUGGAGGUUUUUAAAUUAAUUAUUACAGCUGUGAAUGAAGACCUCAUGAAGGAUGGUGGGAAGAGAGAAAUUGAUUUUUCCAUAUAGAAUGUUGAUGAAACCUUGUGACCAGUGGAAAACAUUUGUUAGUCUAUAUAUUUAAAAAUAAAUGUAACGUUCUUCAUAUGGAAGAGUAUGAUAUAAUAUUUCUUACUUUGGAAACAUAAAUGUUUGGGGACCUUUUCUGUACUACAAACUCAAUAUGAGUUAACAGCAUUAUAUGAGAGAGGAAAAAAAAACAACUUAUGCACUUAAAAGAACCAAGAAUAUUUAGAGUUAAGUAGGUAAUCACCCUGAAAGCUUGAUCUGCUAGGCCAUAUUUAGAAUGUUGUGUUCAGAUCUAAGCAACGUUUUAGGAAAUUUAGGACAAAUUGAAGAUUGUCUAUAGUAGAACAACUGAGAUGGUGAAGGUCCUCUAGCUUGUUCCAUUUGAGCAUCAGUUGAAAGUACUCAGGAUGAUUAGACCGGAAAUGAGAGAGGAGGUAAAAGGGCAUUGUAUCUGUAUUCAAGUACUUGAAGCACUAUCCUGUGGCAGAAGGAUGGAGAUUGUUUGGUUUGGUCCCAGAAACAAUGGAAGUUGGGAAGAUGCAAAUUUAGGCUUGAUAAAAUAACAUAAAAUGAUGUUAAUGGUACCCUAAUGGCUAAAAAAGAGUUUUACACACUUUAGAGUGGUUAUCCCCACUGGACUCAUUAUAUAUCAGCAAUUAUAUACUCUUCACCAAAACAACAAAAAUUUAUUUCAGGUGUCCUGUGUAUGUAGUAACUCAAUGGCUGGAUAACCACAAAAUCGUUCUAUGGGAGAAAAAAAAAACUUCUUUCAAAGUUAUGAGCUGUUAUGAAUUUAGAAUGUCAACUUAGCUGAGUUAUUAUUUUCAUAGAUGACUGUUCCCACCUUCCUGGAGAUGCUUUCUUGGGAAUAUUUGGAGGUGCUUAUUUAAAUCUUAUUUUCCCUUCAGGAAAUAUUGCAUCACUAUAUUUGAUUGCAUCCAAUUCCCAUAUGAUAAGCUUUAUACUCAGUGUUGAAGAAGAAAACUCACUCCAGCUUGGCUAUCAUCUCUUUCCUCAAUGUGAAGGUUUUUUUUUUCCUUUUGUCUUGUGUUUUCGCCUCAGAGUUACUUGCCUGAUUUUUAGGAAACUGUGAUCAUCAUGGCAGAACUUAUUUUGAGUAAGUCAUUUUAUUAAGUGUAGUAAUGUUUCUUUGCUUAUUUUUAAUGCUUCCUAUUAGUCCAGGUGGUAUUGUUCAUGGUAGGAAAGUUUACUUGUUAGAGUCACACAAAUGAAUGCCCUCAUUGUGUAGUGAGGAGUUCUUGGGAAUGAGUUAUCUGGAUAAGUGAGAAAAUCCAGUUUCUAGCCUUAUAAUGAUGUUGUCUCUCAGUUAGGAUCAUCACUAUCCCAAUUUAUAUGUCAACAUUGUAAGGGUUUGGGGGUCUACUUAGUUGAUUUCCUUGAUGUUCUAUUUCUGCUGAGCAAUGUUCCCCUUCCUCUAGUGUCUUGCAUGAUAAGUGCUUACUAAUUAUUUUGUGGAAUUGAUUGUGGGAAGAGAGUCAUUCCUAGUCUAUGAGGAGCAAUUUUUGAACCUAAACAACUUUAAGACCAAGGACUGUUUGUGGUGUUUGGUGUCUCUUCUUGUCAAGUUCUUUGCUUUAAUACAAAGUGGUGCUAUCAAUAUUUUUUUAUAUAUGUCAUCUUAGUCAUCCUUUGAACUCUUUGGGAUGGUGCCUCAUAAUGGAUAUCACUGUAAAAAAAAAAGAUUUGUAAAAGUUGCAUUGGAAUUUGGUUGAAAUUGUUUUCUGGCAUGGUUAAACCAAUUUCUCAAUAUCAUCAUUUAUGUAUUAGUAUGGCUCUUCUCCCAUGACUUCUAGCAAUUGCCAUUUUCCUCUUUUGUCGUCUAUAACAAUUAGAUAGGUAGAAGGAGAAUCCUUUGAGUUGAUUUGGUUUGCAUUUCUCUUAUGAUUAUUUGUGAUUUGAAGCAGUUUUCAUAUGUUAUUGAUAGCUUGCACUUCUUCUUUUGAAAACUGCCUGGCCAUAUCCUUUAACCACUGUAUUUAUUUCUGUGUACAUAUUAUAUCCAACUCUCAGUAAAUUGAAGCAACUAUCUUAUUUUUUAGUCUUUUUAUCUAUAUUGCCUCAGAAGUGGUAGGGACUUAAUCAAUGCUUUGAAUUGAACUAUCUUGUGCCUUAGUUUCUUUAUCAGUAAAUUGAGGAUAAUAUAUGUUCUAACAGACUUUACAGAGUUACAGGGGAAAUAUAUAUCUGGAAGCUUUAUAUAAAUGUCAGCUAAUUUUAGUAGUUUGUUUUUUUUAAGCUCUUUGCCUUCUGUCUGAAUUGAUACUAAGUAUUAGUUUCAAGACUGAAGGGCAGUAAGGUUAGGCAAUUGGAAUUAAAGGAUUUGCCCAGUCAUACAGCCAGAAGAUUUUGAACUCAGGACUUCUAAUCUCCAGACCUACGUCUUUAUCCCUGAGCCACCUAGCUGCCCUUUGUUAUUAGUUUUACCUCUUCUUUCUAGAGAACUGUGAGGUCUAUAGUAUGACACCUGUUCAGUGGUUAUUAUUAACCUGCUCAGUGGUUAUUAAUGAAAAUAACAAUAAUAGCAUUUAUAUAAUACUUUUAUAUAUGUUAACUCAUUUGAUCCUCACAACCACCCUGUGAGUUUGGCAUAAUUUAUCAUCUUUAUUUUACAAAUAAGGAAACUAGGAACAAAGAUUAAGCAACUUAUCCAGGGUCAUAUAACUAGUGUCUGAGGAAGGAUUCACAUUCAAGUCCUCCUUAUUCUAUGAAGUGUGCUCUGUCCACUGUGCCACCUCUCUAGUAAUACAGAGAUUACUUGGAUGACAUUUACAACUAACCAUCAUGCAAGUAUAAAGUUCCUCCCUCAGGAGCUCACUGAGUGCAUCCCUUUAUUAUAAGGGAGUCAGAAGUAAUAAUUUCUAUUUUGUAGAGGAGGCAAUUGACUUCAUCAUUAACUCUUCUGAAGCAAUGAUUGAUCGUUGUUAUUCUUCCCACUACACCAGGUCUUCUGUCCCUUCAUUCUUGUAUAGAAUCAAUUCUAAGACAAUGGAAUUCUCUGAUUUGAUAGGACCAGUGGUGGUUGCUAAAAAAGAUCAUUUUGGUGAUCAUUCGUGGUAUGCCAUAUGAAAAGAGGGAGAGGAAGAGAAUCUAUCAUUUCACUAAUUUUUUCUUACAAUUCUUCACUUCUUUUCUUUUGAUUUCAAAGAAGAGAUAGACAUGUUGUAGGCAAAGGUAGAUUUGCAAAAUGGAAUGAUUAUUGCACAGCCAAAUACCCAGAUGAUGAUCCCUCUUGGAUAGAAAUAGAGCUCUAAUUGCAUGAUUCUUGAGGUUUGUCCCAGGUGCUAACUCCAAACAAGAGUUCCUUGCUAAAUAUUAAGCAGUAUUGCAGAAUUUCCACAAAGAAGGCCAUAUAUAUUUAGGUAUCCAUCCAUUACCUCCACCUUUAAAAUUGUUCCCCUCCAGUUCUGUGCAAAGAUGGAUACCCUUAGGUCAUUUUGUCUUUGAUCUCCACAGAUAUUAUUAACUCUAAUAAUUCAGGACCAGUAGAUCUCAGCUCCCAAACACAUUCAGCCUCUGAUGUUACUUGAUAUGGAAUUAUCUAAAAAACAGGCUCUUUUCUCUUAGGAAAGCAAAUAACACAACUACCUAGUUUUGGGUCAGUGGUCAAAGCAAUGGACAUGGACACAAGACUUUCAGAAAGAAUGGACUACCCUCAGUUGCAGAGACGGUGUUUAAUGCUCAAAAAUAUCUUAUUUCCCCUCACCCACUUUAACAUUUCCAAUUAGGAUCAAGAAAUUAUAGGCAAAGAGUAAUAAGGCUCCUUUGGAGUCAUAUUGUUUAGUUUCCUAAUUUUUGUUUCUGUUGUUAUUCAGUUGUUUCAGCAGUAUCCAACUCCUUAUGACCCCAUUUUGUCAGUUUUCUUGGAAAAAAAAACACAAGCAAGUGUAGUGGUUUGCCAUGUCCUUUAGUUCAUUUUACGUGGGAUGUAUGGGGUGCUCAGGGAGGAGUAGUAUCUCUGGUACGGAGGGCUUGUCGUGCCCUCCUAGGGCAGCUCUCCAACCUCUGACCCCCACCUGACACCCAGCUCUCACUUGUGGCUCCCAGUAGUUGCUAGCAUGCGGCAGUGGCCAUACCCCGGGGAACGGCUUCGACAGGCCAGCUAAACCUUGUGAGGGUAGCCAUCGGGUCAUUGACCCCUGGUGAACCAGGGCUUUGCUCACCCAGCAUGUGAAGACUGCUUCGGCAGAACAGGCGGAAGAAACCAACAAGAAGGUUCAACGGCUGAGAUGGCGAUGCAGCAAGGCACUGUGGAGUGCUUAGGGCAUGUUGGAGCACAAAAGACAACACGGCCAUCCAAUGCAGCUGAGGAAGUCUCCAGGUGUAACGACUUUUCGUGCCAUUGGACCCAGGCUUCCAACACCGAGAGAGUGGAUCUAUCUCUGUGCAUUGACUUUUCCACUUAAAUCUUCAUGCACAGGUGUCUUUGUGCACACUCAUCUAUAUCACAGAUGAAAGUGCACAAAGACAAUCGUCAAUCUCGGUUACCGAGAGACUACUACUACUAUAUAUAUGUAUAUCUAUAUAUAUAGAUAUAUCCAUAUAUAUCUAUAUCUAUAUAUAUAUAUAUCAGAUUAAUGAAAGUCAUUUCUUGCUUGUAUUUGUUUUGUUCUCCUCUUUGAUGCAGGCCCUACCAGAUGAAUAAAGCAAUAUCAAAUUUUGCUGCUUCCAGAUUUAAAACCAGAGUCUUUAUUUGGUCUAAAUUGCUAGGUGGAUUUUAGACUUUUCAUUUCUCUCUUCCAAAUGUUAGCUGCUUUUCAUUCCCAAAUAGGGUACUUGAAGCAAAGAGCUCCUGCUUUCUCACAAGAAAUGUUCUGAGAAACUAAAGUAUAUCUUUUUUAAUCCUGUAUUACUUAACUGACUCUAUAAUAGUUACUGAUUAUGGAAUUAAAAUGUAUGACUCUCAAGGACAUAGGGAUUCUAAGACUGGGGAUAUGGAAAAUUGCUUUCUUUUUCUGUCAAAAUGAGCUUUCUUCUUUGAUCAUACUUUCUUAAGUUUUUGGGAGAUAAUUAGAGGUAGCCACAAAAUCCUCAUAAUUGAAAAGCUUAUUCUUUUUUUAAAAAUAGAAAGAAAAGGAAAAAAUAUGAGUUAUAGUAAAAUUAAAUUUCCAGGAUAAAAGUUAUCAUCUCUGAAUACUGCAUAUGCAUUACCAUCAUUGUCUUCCUUUAAAAGACAAAUCCUCUCUCCUAUUCAGAAAGUCCAUUUAUUCUUCUGUUACCCAUCUCUCUGUAGCUUUCAUCAGGAAAGAGCCUUUUCCUUAUUAACCUUUAGCUAUCCUCUGUAGCAGAUAAAAGAGUUAUCAUUCUCAUUUUAAAGAUAUGGAAAUAACUCAAUCAAGAGUGAUUAGUGACUUCUCCAGAGUUAUAUAGCUAAUCAGGAGGAGUGUGGGGUGUUGCCAUAGAUAGAUAGAUCUCCUUUGUUCAAAUAUACUAGUUAUAAAAUCACAGGAUCAUCUUUUAAAAUUUUAUUCAUACCUUUUUUAACAUCAUCUUCAUUUGCAAAUCUAUCCUUCCUCCUCUCCUCCCUAGCCAGCAAUCCCUUGUAACAAAGACCUAAAAGGUAAGAAGAUACAAUGGAGAGUGACUGAAGGCAGUUGCAUCAUGGUAACACACUAGCUGAAUCUCAAUAAUAUAUUUUCAUUCUUCUAUAUCUAGUCUUUCUCUUCUGAAGAAGAAAUGAAAUAAGGAAAGUAUAUAUUUCUUUAAAGCCAAGCUUAGUCAUCAUAAUUAAAUAUAUUAUUUCCAUUUAUAUCAUUUUAGUCAUUGUUUACAUUACUUUCUUUGUUCUGUUAUUUUUCAACAUGUCUCCCUCUGCUCCUUUAUUAUCAUUUGUUUCUUAUAACAUAGUAAAAUGUCAUUGCAUCUACACAUUUCAGUUUCUUUGAACUGUUAUAUUUGAAAUAACACAUAACUAUUAAAUAGUAAGACAAACCUUGUUUUUAAUCAGGAAAGAGAUAAUAUUCACUUUCAGCUACCACACAAGAGUUGAUCUCCUAAAAAUCACACAAAGCCAAGGGCUCUGGGAGAAUGCACCAUGCAAAAUGAUUCUCCUAAGAGUGACAGUACCUUGGGGUCUUUUAUUCCCUCUGGAGAACUUGGUAGAGCAAGCAUGCAUAGACAAGCUGCAAGCAAGCUGCAAAGAGGUUGCAGCCAACAGCUGGGGCAUCAGGGAGAGGUAAACUGUUAUGAAUACAAAAGGAAAAGGUCUAAUCUAAAAUACUUCAAGGUCUAUAGUUCAAUCAGGAGCAGGGGCAAACUUAAAACUUGCAGAAAACCCAAUUGACAGAACAUUCCUUAAUAAACUGUCAUUUACUUUAUUUGUAGUUAUUUUCUACUUCAAAAAAUACUGCUGAAAAUAUAUGUAUAUUGGACUUUUCUUUCUAUCAUUGACAUCCUUGGGAUAUAUACCUAGAAGUGGUCUCUCAGAAUCCAAGGUUAUUUUAGUCAUUUUCUUGGAAUAAUUCAAUUUACUUUUAAAAUAUACAAUUUCAUAGCUCUACCAAAAGUGUGUUAUUUUUGCCCAUCUUUCAAUAAGUCCUCUGAUACUGAUUAUCUUCAGUUUUAUCCUCAUCUUUGCCAAUUUGUUGGAUGUCAGAUAACACUUUGGAAUAGUUUUGGUUUUCAUUUCUUUUAAUAGUUAUUUGGAGCAUUGUUUCAUAUGGUUAUUAAUAGUUUGCAUUUUUUCUUUUGAGAACUGUUGUUCAUGAACUUUUUAUCUUUCAAAAGAAUUAAAUGAAAAGAAAUCUGAAAAAGAAUAGAAUAGCAAUAACCAAGUUCUAAAGCAAAGGUGAGUUAUAUUUGGAUGCCACAAUUAUGCCUAUUUAUUUUUGUGUGUUAGAGCAGAUUUUCCAAAUGUGGAGACAUAAAUGAAUGGGAGAAAAAAAAAUAAGCACGUACCUUGUGCCAAGCACUGUAGGAAUGAAAAGUCUGUGCCCCCAAAGAGCUUAGUUUCUAAUAAAGUAGAUGGCACAGAGAGGAGAGUUGGUGGCCAGGGAAAAAUUAUUCAGUUUGGAAAGUAGAACAGUAAGGCCAUAUAUUGCCAAACACUUUCCAGGGGCAAUAGUGGUGAUUAUUUCAUACCAGUUCUCAAUGUAAGAAGUAGGGAGUGAAGGUGGGGUAGUAAACAUUUGUAAGACUGAAAAUGAUGAGAAUGAAGAUGAGUAUACAUAGUCCCAUGAAAGCAGGACUCUUGUCUUCUUCCUAGGAGUGGUUUCUGGUGGUCAUUUGAAGGGUGCAUCAGCAAUAGUAGCUAAGUGGAAAUUAAAUUGAAAAGACAGUUCUAGUUCUGUUGGAAAGAUAGCUUAGAGCUGGAAAGAAUCUUAGCCAGUCUAACUAAAUUAAAAGAUUUUCCUAGCAGAAGAGACAGUUCUAAAAAGUGUUGGCAAAAGUACAAAUUCCACAUCUGAUCUCUACAACUCCUGUGAUCUUGGACAGUGUACCUAAUGUUCCUGGGCUUCUUGUUCCUUAUCUGUAAAAUGAGGAGAUGGGUCUAGAUGUUCUCUCUCUACCCUUUUAACUUUAGAUCUAUGAUCCUUUGUAUGACUACUCAUCCAUUGUGAAGCUCAUCUUCUACUAUGUUAUUAUGCCCAGCCAGGCAUCUUAUUUUCUCUUCUUGUAAAGCCUGUGUCACCUAAAAUGUUGAAGACUCAGCUUUUAGCCUCAGCUUUCUACACUUAGUCACCCCUUUUACCAUUUUAUCCCAGUCUUCAAAGGGGAAGCAGCAUGGAAAAAGUAAUAGAACGCUGACUUGGGGACAAAGGAAAACUACGUUCCAAUCUUGUUUCUGAUAUGUAAGUCCUUUUGACUAGAGACAAGUCAUUUAAUGUUUCUAAGCUUCUGUUGUUUGAUUUGUGAAGUGUUGUUCAUAGUAUGUAGUUGAACCUUCAUUGACUGCCCUUUCUAAUUCUUGAAUGCUAAUGUUCCCCAAGUUUCCAUCCUUGAGUAUCUCCCCCAACCUUUAUUAUCCUUUGUAAUCUCAUUUAGUUCUGUGGUUUUUUAGCAUAGAGAUGCAAAGAUACAUAUUCUCAUCACAUUGAAAUUAUUUUUAAAGAUGUAUUGAACUAAAAAAAAUAUUGCCCGGAUGUGUAUCUAUGGCCCUAACUUCUCUUGUAAGCUUUCUACCUUCAGCUGAGAAUAUUUACUAGACAGCAACCCCUGAAAUUUCCAACAAUAGAUAAAAUUCCUCUAUCUCUGAUCUCUUCCCCCAAACCUGCUUCACUUUCUCUUUGACUGAGUGGUACCAGCAGUUACUCUCAAAGCCUUGAUUUCAGCUAUGACUGCUGCCCCUCUGUUCCUUCAUUCCAUCAGUUUUCAAACUAUGUCUUUCAACUACAAUAUCUCUCACCUUCUCUGUCUCCUCCUUUCUCUUCCCAUAGACAUAGUUACAGGAGAUUGCUGGAUUUGAAGUCUGAUAAGCUGAGUUAAAAUAUUUCUACUGUUUUAUUUCUUUGAUCAAUAAACAUUUACUAAGUGGUUGCUUUGUUCCAUUUGUUGUACUAAGCACUGGGCAAAAUAAAGGACUUUUCCUGCCCUCAAGGAGCUCACAAUUUAAUGAAGGAGAUAUGCCAACAAAAUACACCAUAUAUGUUUGGAUAUAUAAAUAUAUAAAGCUAUAUCUAAUAUAAAUAGGAAAUAAUUAACAGAGGGAAGGCACUAGAAUUAAGAGGCAUUGGGAAAAGCUUCAGAUAAAAAUGAGAUUUUCAUUGAGUCUUAAAGGAUAAGACUUAAUUGGAUAAGAUUAAAGGAGGAUUGGGAAAUCAGUAGUUGAAGUGGAGGAGGGAAGAAUAUUACAGGCAUGAGGGACAACCAGAGAAUAUGCAGCUGGGGGUGUGGGGUGGUGGUACCUAAAGGCAGAAUUAAGAAAAUGAAACAAUCCAGGCUUGGAAGACAACUUUAUGGACAAAGACUAGGAGACGAGAAAAUACCAUCUCUGUAUGAACAAACAACCAGUUGGCAGGUUUCACUAAUAUGUAGAGUGCCAGAGAGAUAAUGCUUUUAUAAUCAACCUCGAAAGAGAGACUAGUGCUGCACAGUAAAAGAUUUUAACUACAAAAGAGAGGAGUUUGAAUUUUAUCUUUUGAUAACUUCUUGAGUAAGGUUUGCAUGUUUAGAUUUAUGCAUUAGGAAUAUCAGCUUGAAAUCUAUUUAGAAAAUGUUUUGGAAGGAGAGACUGGAUGUAGGAGGUCAAUAAGGAUGCUAUUGGAAUGCUGUAGGGGAGGGAUGACCUAAAUUAGAAUCCAUGAGAGGAGAAGAGACAGAUUUGAGAAUUGUCAUGGAGAUAGAAGCAACUGAUUGUUUAUCUAGAAGAGGGACUGAAGGGUAGUUCUAAGUUUAGGAGCUUGCAUGACUAGAAUGAUGGUGGUACCAUGGACAGAAAUAGGAAAACUAGGAAAAAUGGGGAGUGAAUGUGUUUUCUGGGAUUUUUUGAGUUGGAGAUGUCUCUAUGAAAUUCAGCUAGAGGUUUGUCACAGGCAGUUUGAGAAGAGGAUACUAGAACUCUGGAGAGAGAUUUGAGCUAAUUAGGAAGAUUUUGGCAUAAUCUACACAUAGAUAGUUGUAAGAAGUAAGAUCACCAAGAAAAGAAGAGAAUGUUAAGAGAAGAGACCUAAGACAGUGACCUAGGGUAUACACGUUACUCCUAUAUAGGGAUAUGAAUGAUGAUACAGAAGUGAAAACUGAAAAGUCUGGUUAGGUCAACAUGGAAUCAGAAAGUAAAAAGUCUUAUGAACCUAAAUGUUUUCCCAUCAUAGAGCAGUUUCACAAGAGCAGAAUAAACACUUGUAAUUAUAUCAUUCAUUUUUGGGAGAAAUUUUUGUUGAGAAUUAGUAAUUAAAAAUAGCCUAAAUUAAUAAAAUACUUUUAUAGUUUACUAAUCACUUUCCUUAUAACAACUGUGUGAUGAUGUUGCAGGUGUUAUUCCUAUUUUACAGAUAAGGAAAAUGAGACUUAGAGAGAGAUUUUUAGUGACUUACAUAUGGCUACAGAGCCAGUAAAUGACAGAACCAGGAUAUGUAAAAUCAUAGGCUUUAGAAUUAUGAGGGAGGUUUAGAGAUCAUUUGCUUCAGCUUUUUCAAAAGAAAAAGAAAGAUAGAUAGAUUAGAUAGAUAGAUAGAUAGAUAGAUAGAUAGAUAGAUAGAUAGUCCUAUCAUUUGUUAAAUUAAAGGUUCGAGAGGAGAGAAAUAUUUCUGAGUUGGACUUUUCUUGUCCCAGGACUAUUUCGCAGAAUCAAAUGUAUGGGUCAGAAUUGAGGGUGAAUGAGUACCUUGGUGUCAUAACUUUGUGUAUUCCAUUUUUAGAGAAUAGCUACAAAAUGUCAUUGAACUUUGUGAGAUUCUAAUGUUGAUACUAACUCUUGGUUUUUAACUCACAAGGAUUUCAAGAUUAGAACUAUCUUGGUUCAGAUUCAGGAUGGUCAGAACAGUUUCAAAUCUUGGACAAAGUAGGAAAAGAAGGCAAUAAGAAUUUAUACAGCACCUCCUACUACAUGCCUGGCAUUGUACUUUACAAGUAUUGUCUCAUUUGAUCCUCACAGCACACCUGGGAAGGAGGUACAAAUGAUCUCGAAGGCUUCCUCCUUAUUAACUCCAAAGCCAUUUUAUAACUGAAGAAACUGAGGCAAACUGGUUAAGUGACUUUCCUGGGUUUACAAAGGUAGUAAAUAUUUGAGGCAAGAUUUGAAUUUGGGUCAUCCAGACCCCAGAUCCAGUGUUUUAGCCUCUUCUCCAAUCCAGCUGUCUCAGCUUGAUGAAAAUUGGAGACAAUGCCAUGUGAGGAUCUGAAGAGGUCUAGUCUAGAGAAGACAAGACUUGUGGGGAAAACGAUAGCUGUCUUCUAGAAUUUGAAGAAGUUAUUGUGUGGAAGAGAGAUUAGAUUUACUUUCUUUAAUCCCAGAAGGGAAAUUAGUGUGGAUUAUUACAGAAAAGAAAUUAUAGAGAAGAAAAUUCUCAUGGAAAAGCUUCCUAAUUUUAAGCAACAAAAGCCUGACAAUCAGAGCUAUCCCAGACUGAAAUGAGCUACCACAGAGGGCAGUGGUUGCAUAACUGUCUCUGACUAAAGCAGAGGCUGGAUAGCUAUCAGUCAGGAAAUUUUGUAGUUAGCAAAGAUUCUUAUUCAACUUUGGAUAGGACUAGGGACUUUCAGCUCUGAAUUUCUGUUAUUCUCUUUCAUAGCCCCUCAUGUCAGCAUGAUAAUUAUAUUCUGGAAUUUUGCUGAAGUCCAUUUUCAUCUAAUUAUUUUAAGUGGUGGUGUGUGUGUGUGUGUGUGUGUGUGUGUGUGUGUGUGUGUGUGUGUGUGUGUGUGUGACUUUUCAUACCUAAAUCUUUGAGUCAAUAUUUGUUCUGGUGAUACAGCAAUAAGGACCACGUAUGAUUGAAUUGGUGAACAUUAUAUUGAGAGGUAAUUGGUAGAUGACUAGAACAAAGUGAAAUCUUAUUUGAUUUCAGUAAACAUGCAUUUUGAGUAGACUAGCUUUCCCAGUUUUUGAUUAGUAUGACACUCUUAAAAAGUUGGAGUGGCAAAACCCAUUGACCUCUCCUUGAGCUCUGUGUAAAUGAGCUUUAGAUGUUGAUGGGAUGGGCACAGAUUCUACUUAAUACAUACUAUGUAUAUAUUUGAUUUAUUUCAAAUACCUAGGGCAAGCCCUAUGCAUGUACAGUUACAUAAUAGACAAAGCUUUUUGGCCACUCAGGUCUCUAUUCACCUUUUCCUGCCUUUCUGUUCCUAAUUACCAUAUAUUCAAUUUCUUGCUAAUCUUCCCUGAAAUAUCUAAAACUCAUAGUAAGAUGAGAAACAUAUGCUUUUGUCAAAGAAAUGUUACAUUUUUAACAGUGAAUAUAGUUUUAAGCCAUGUGUUUUCUAAAAACUAGGACAUGAAAAUCCAUAGGCUUUGUAAAUUUUAUUAGGUCCUCCUAUAGCGGUUGGUGGAUGUGUGAAUAAGUCAAAUCCUGACCUUUGGUCUCUUAGUCACAGUGGCAUUCCAGUUCCCACGACUGAAAUUCAUUUGACAGCCCACAACAGCAUGUAGCCUACCUAUAUGUGAUGCCAGUCUUCAUCAAAAGUGUGUUCAAAAAAGAGCUAAUAGAUGAGGAAGUGUUAGAGUUCCUUAGAGUCUUUGCAGUGUCCCUAAAGACAUUAUAUAGGUGAUCACUUAAUCAAACCCUGUGAGUAAUACUAGCUUGUGUUGAAAGCAUAGAGUGUUAGAGGCAGAGGGGACUUAAAGGUUAUAUAUUAUUUAUCAGUAGACAAACAGUAUGUAAAGAAGGCUUUGUAUAGAGAAGGAUUUUGAAAAAUGGAUAAAAAUUAGGUAUUUAGAGUAGGACUAAGACCAUUAGAGAUGGAAAUUUUAGUGGAAAGUCAGAAAAUAAGCAAUAGUAGGGGGGAAUAAUUCAGUUCCCUAUGAAAAGAUUAGCCUGCAUCUAUUGAGGAUCUAACAUUAUGGGAAAUAAUAUUUAGGGAUCCUGCUUUAAGGUGAUAUUUGUAAAUAGUCUGAAAUUCUGAGAGUUUGAAGGGAUUUUGUAUUUCCAUUUCAUGUUGGAACUGGAAUCAUCAAUGGCAUUUCCCAGAUGAUCCUCCAUCUUCCAUUUACAAAUCUUCAGGAAUGGCAAGUUCACUUUUUCCUGAAGGAGCUCUUGCCAUGUUUUAUUUAGUUGUUUUUUUUCUUUCCUCUUUUUAGGUAACUGAAAUUUGCUUCCCUUCAAUUCUACCUUUUUCUCCCAGUUUCUCUAUCUGGAGUCAAAUGGGACAUGUUUAAUCCUAAUUCUAUAUUACCAGCCUUCAAAUAAUUAGACUAACUUAAAAAUUAUUUUUCAGAUAACUACUAUUUAAUACAUUUGUUAAACAAGCCACUCUUUCUUCACCACAAACACUAAUUCUUUCAUCUAGUCCUUGUAUUUUAUGUUCUCAAGUAUUUUCAUAUAGUUGUCCACUCUCUUAACUCUCUUUGGUUUAACAUGCCAAUGCUAUCUCUGAAAUAUGGUGCCCAGAACUGAUUACAGAUGUGAUUUUAUUCUGGUAGAAUACAGUGUCAUCAUAUCAUCCUCCUUAUGGACAUUAGACCUAAAUUUAGACAGAUUCAGGAAAGACUCCUACAUUAACAAUGAAUCAUUUUUCUGCAUAUGGGAAUAUGAUUAAUGCCAUUUUUAUUCUGUUAUUCUAUCCUUAACAGACCUAGUGCCCUCUGAUUUUUUUCUUGAAAUUAUUUGAUUUGUUGGUUUGAAGCUUCUGUAUAAGCUGUAAAUGUUUGCCUUCUUCAUUCCUUCUUCCUGACCUAUACUUUCCAUAUUUUUCUUUCUUUUUUCUUUCUUUACCUCUUUCUACAUUUGCUUCCAAGUCACCAAUUAUCACAAAAUUUGUUGAUUUAAUUUGAAGAGUUUUGUUGCAUGUUUUGUGGAAUUUCAUAGGAUCUUAAACUAAGACCUAGAAGGGAGAGACAUCAGAGGUUAUCUAGUCCCCAUCCUCACAUUUUAUAGAUGAGGAAACUGGGGCCCAGAGGUAUUACACAACUUCCUCAAAGUCUAGUAAAUACAAAAGCCAGAAAUUGAGAAGCAAAUGCUCCUUUGACUUCAAGGUCCAGUGCUCUGUGGAACUUUAAGACAAAAAACAUUCUCUCUUCCCUUGCAACAGAUGUUGAUGUGUAAGCUCUAAUUAUUUUCAUGGUGGGUGGUCUUUUUACAGAGACUUGAUCAUGGUCACUCCAAUAUGAGACAAUCAUAUUUUCCCAUGGAAUUAUGUUUCCUGCAACCUUUGGACAUAUUGUUAAACCAGCUUUGCCAGUCCAUUCACUUGUCUUUCCAAGAGAGCUGUUACUGAUCCUUCCAUAUGGCUGCAAAUUCCAUCUAUCUGCUUGCUUAUGUGGCAAAAUGUCAAGAUUGAUAGAAUUCAGUAUUUCCCAGUAGUAUUUUGCUUCUUGGCCCUGGACAAGGAUAUCACAGGAUAUCUGUAGUUAAGGGAAAGUUUUUAUUAGAUGGUCUAAAAUAUGUAAUUCUUUGCACCUUUUGCUCCCCUUCCUCUCACUUAGCUGGUGUCAUUUCAGUAGAUAGGAGUCCCACAGGACUAAGGGACCAUUUUGCAUUUUGUUUUGUUUUGUGGUUUGCUACAACCAAAGAAUUCAUCACCAAGUGAGCAGGCUUAAAGACUUUCCCUUCUUAGUUAAGGUUGCUACCAGGAGAGCUAACUCAAAGCCUCUUUAGCUUCCUAAACGCAGCCAGAGGUUGUGGGUCACCACACUACCAUGAUCAGUCAUUAAUUUUCAUUAUAUACCUUGUUUAAAAGACUUCUUUAGAGAAGAUAAUUUAGUCAUCAUAAAAAAUGAAGUUCCAUGAUUUGGGUCAGCAGAGAUAUUUUUUUUCCCUCUGAAAGAAAAACAAAGAGGAAGGCAGGGUGGUGAUAAUGGGAUUGAUUAGGAAUAUGGAGGAGAAGAGAGGGAACUUUUACUACAGCAGGAAUAGGGGCAAGAACUAGUGACUGCUCCGGUGAGGGAUGGAUAUGGGUGGGAGAGCAGUGAAAAGGAGAAAGCAGCUCUUAGCAGAAGCAGUGCAGUUGGGGAAUGAGAUAGAAUUACAAGCUUGACAUCUAUUGAAAUAGGAGUUUAAAUGCCUGCUGUUGAUUCUUCUAUUAUCUUUUUAUUUUUAUAACAAAUUUCCACAUAAUUUUUCUGAAAUUGUAUGACCCAUAUUGUCUCAUUCCCUUCUCCCCUGUCCCCUCCCAGAGCUGACAAGCAAUUCAAUCUGGGUUAUACAUGUACUAUCACUCAAAACAUAUAUCCAUAGUAUUAAUUUUUAUAAGUGAAUACUCUUGUAAAACCAAAACCCCCAAAAUAUAUGCCAAAAUAAACAACUGACAAAUCAUAUGUUUUCAUCUGCAUUCCUACUCUAACAGUUCUUUCUCUGGAGGUGGAGACCAUUCUUUUUCAUAAGUUCCUCAGAAUUCUUGUCGCUUCUUCUAAAUACCAUUUUUCUCAUCUGUGCAAUGAAGCUAAAAAAUAUCCCUAGAACCUACUUCAUACGAUUGGUAUAACUUUUGCAAAAACUAUUAUUUUUCUAUCUGCUUGAAUUCAGAAUUGGUAUCUAAUCCCUGGGAUAGGAGGCAGUGAACAAAGGAUCUUAGAGGCUGCCAGGGCUUCCAUACAUCACAUUUAGUACUGAGAAGUACUUGACCAGAUGUGCUCAGUUCCCUCUUUUGAUCCUUUUGAGGACAUCCUUUUAAGACCUUUGUGUAGGGAGUCCUUUCUCCUCUCUUCCAUUCCCCCCCAAAAAGAUAUUACUGAGUUUAUUUCUAGAGAAGUAUUCUUAUACUAGAAGAUUGAGCUGGUAAAGUUCUAGGACCUUAUGGUCUGUGUGACUGUGGCAGGUUUCUGAACCUUCCAUGGGCCUCAGUUUCCUCAAUAAGAUGAAGAUGACUUUUAUGGUCCCUUAUGGAUCUAGCCUAUUAUCCUAUGAUGCAGUGAUCUAUAUAUCCUUCUAGUUCAUACUUUCGAGUCACUCUCUUGAAAAGCCAAAGUCUUUUUGCAACUUUAUUCAUUCGAUUGAUGGAUAGAGAUAGGCAAGUAGUGGAGCAGAAUAUACUUGAGAAUGAGGAUGUUCUUUAGAAAUGAAUCUAAUAAUUCUUCUGCUGAGCCAGUCAUCUCUCCCACUAUCUGUAUCUUCCACUUCAGUUAGAAUAUUCUUUAUUUCUCCCACAGAACACUGUGCUCAUUGCUCAUGGUUUCAUCAGUCUGGGCCAUCUUCUUUUCCCCCUUUCUUUGUAUUAACUAGUAUCUCUCUUUCUAGGUUCAGCUCACAUCCUUCCUUUCUCUUAUUCUUGCUUCUUCAGCUCACAGUUUCCUCCAUUCUCAGAGUUGCCUUGCCUCUUGAGCUCAAAUGACAUGAUUUAGUCCAUAAAUGGAUAGUUCUCACUCCCCAGUUAUAUUAUAAGCCCUCUGUGAAGAAGGCAGAUGCUUUUCUUGAUUAUCUUUUAACCUAGCAUGUUACCUAUGAAAAGAAAAAAAAAGAGGUACAAUAAAAUAAAUAUUGAAUUAAAUGAAAUCUAGCUCCGACAUUAUUAUCAUCAUCAUGCUGGGCCUCAGUUUCCCUUAAUAGUAAAAUAAGGGAAUUGGACUUUAGAGGCCUCUAUAGCCUCUAGGAUCCCUUCCAGUUCUAUAUCCAUAGUCCUAAAAUCCUAAUAAUAGUGGUUUGCAUUUAAUGUGCAUUCACGAAUUCAUAGAAUGAAGAAAUGAAUGCUUUUUUUUAACUCUUCCAUUUCAAGUGUAGUUCUAGGCACAAGGAAUGAAUCAAAUAUUUAUUUGAGCAUCAACCAAUAUGAAGUUCAGUGGAUGAUGUAAUUAUAAACAUAACUUUUGAUGCAUCUAACAGAUUUAAGUUGUUGUUACUCACAUUGAAUUAUAAUUGCCCUUAAUAAUAAGCUUUCACUUAUGGCACUCCGAUUAACUGUAUAAGUGAAUCUCACUUUAUGCAAUAGAUACAACUCUGAAACAUUGUACGUAAAUAGAAUUGGCUUGGUGGACAGUGCUGGACUUGGAGUCAGGAAGGCCUGGGUUCGAACCUUGCCUCUGACACUUCCUAGCUGUGUGACCAUGGGUUGUUCAGCGAUGACUAUGGCAAGAUACAGGCCUACGUGGGACUUGGCGCUUGAUCCCUUGGUGUCUUGUAAACUCUGUCUUGGGGAAUAUCCUUUGGAGCAGAUGACAACAAUAGCUCAGUGCCAAUGCGUCUUCUGUACCCUGUGCCUGAAACAGUAUGUGGAGUUGUUGAUCAAAGAAGGAUUAGAAACUGCAAUUAGCUGCCCAGAUGCAGCUUGCCCAAAAAGAGGCCAUCUACAAGAAAACGAGAUUGAAUGUAUGGUUGCUUCAGAAAUUAUGCAAAGAUAUAAAAAGCUGCAGUUUGAAAGAGAAGUUUUGCUGGAUCCCUGCCGGACGUGGUGCCCAUCUUCCACCUGCCAGGCUGUUUGCCAGCUUCAAGAUAUGGGGCCACAAACACCACAGCUGGUGCAGUGUAAGGCGUGUAACAUGGAAUUCUGUUCUUCUUGUAAAGCCAACUGGCAUCCCGGACAAGGCUGUCAAGAAAGUAUGCCAGUCACCUUCCUCCCAGGAGAAACAAGCUCAUCUUUCAAAAUAGACGAGGAAGAUGCACCAAUCAAACGUUGUCCAAAGUGCCGAGUGUACAUUGAACGGGAUGAAGGCUGUGCCCAAAUGAUGUGCAAAAACUGCAAACAUGCAUUCUGCUGGUACUGCCUUGAAUCUUUAGAUGAUGACUUCCUCUUAAUACAUUACGAUAAAGGACCUUGUCGGAACAAGCUUGGCCAUUCUAGGGCAUCUGUGAUCUGGCACAGAACGCAGGUGGUGGGCAUUUUUGCUGGUUUUGGCCUCCUACUGUUAGUGGCCUCCCCCUUCUUGUUACUGGCAACACCUUUUGUUCUCUGCUGCAAGUGCAAGUGUCAUAAAGGCGAUGAUGAUCCCCUACCAACCUAGACCCAGGGAAGACUGGACUCCGACCUUUGGGGAAACGUGGUUCUCCCCCUCCUCCCACUCCCUCCCCUGCCCUCGCACUCCCCAUCGUUACAGCCUCAAGUCCUCCAUCCUGCUUCCCAGCGACACAUGGUGCCAUGAUUCUGGGGACUGAUGUCAAGGCAGUUCCAAAGGCCCAUUUGCAGAGGUCCAGCAGGAAUGUGGAAGAUGAGUCAGGCAGUUCCUGUUGUGCAGACGACAGAGAGACAUGCUGGCCGAUUUUCAAAGGAAAAUGCAGCUGGUAAAAUAUGUGGUAGCUUUGUGUGGCCAGAGACUUAUAGGGAUGGAGGCCAAAUGUGCCAGAUCCACAGCCUAAGAGACAUUCAGUCACAAAGCAUUGUCCUUUUAUAGCAAUCGGCAUUAAGAAGGGAUCUUCCUCUUCAGAGAAGGGAUUGGAGAAUCGCCUGUAACUUCAAACAGAAUCAGUGUGAGCCAAUUUUGGAGAAGAUCUCUGUUAAUUAUACUCCAUUUUCCAGUUGGCAUCAACAAAUCCUUUUCGGUGGGAGAUUUUUUAUUCAUCUGGAUAGUAGAAAUCGACUGGCUGCCUAGAAACCAUUCCAGGUCCUUUUGAAGGUGGAAGGGGAAGGAGAAUUACUGCCUCAAGACUUGUCUAGCUUUGCUGCAUUCUGAAACAUUUAGAAAGUCUCAUGUGCUUUGUCUUGUUAUGAUGUCUUUUGGAAAAACUGUUAGUUGGAGGGGUGAGGGACACAAACCUGUUACUACCCCAUGGAUGUUCUUUGUGAAAAUUACUGCCAUGUUUGAAAGAGCAUCCCUGCUGUUGGUCUUUAUGGAUUUGUUUGGCUAGUUAAGGAUGCACUCCACACAUAGGGCUCAUAAUUUCUUAUCCAGGUAUCAGGAUUCUUUUUAUGUCUCUAAACCAAAUGUGUAAAUAGUUCAGUUCAGAAUUGCUGAGGUUAGGAAACCCGAAGCAGCUUGCCUUUGUCUUAUCAAAUAAGGAGAAUGAACAGUGCAGUAUUACUGUCUCAUUUGCUACCUGCAGACUCAUUCAUAGACCAGCAGGGAUUUCUCCUUUAGAAAGCAAGAAAGUUCCAAACUCUGUGAGUCUAGAGGAGUUCCUGGAAUUUAUAUUUCAUUUUAAAAAGUUAUUCAACUAUUUUAAAAAAUAUAUUUUCUUGUCCCAAUGCUGUUAGUAGUCCCACUAUGACCAGCAUUUUCCCCUCAAAAAAAUCAUUCCAUUUCAUUCAAUUCACUCUCAUUUGAAGAUUGGUUCUUUUGUCAACUCUAGAGCUUUCUCAUGGUUUCCAAGACAGCAGGAAACUAUCUGGAAACCGACCGCAUGCAAGUCAAUCAUAAAAUGCAAAUUACUCUGUCUGAGCUUUGAAAAAAAUAGAAAUUGUGUAUAUCAAAAGGGAUUGGUGAUAAAAUGGGCUAAAAACUACAAGGAAGUGAAGGCAGUCUGCUGUGUUUGUGUCACAGGAAUAUCAUGGGUCCUUUUAUCAUUAGACUGGUUCUCAAAGCUAUACCACAUUCUGAAUUGCUUACCUGAUCUGUUGUCCAUAUAAAAAAAAAAAUCAGCUCUUAUUAGAAAGAUUUCUUCCUUCUCUAGAAUUUAAUGGAUGGACAAGAAGCAGUCUUCUAGAUGGAAUUAUGCAGAAGAAUGUCUGAUUAGGGUCAAAGCUGGUGAGGGCUUUAUAGAUAAUCUAAACUAAUGCCUUCAUUCUUCAGAGAAGGAGCUGGGCCAACAGAAGGGAAAUGAUUUGUAUAAAGUCAACAAAAGAGUAAAUAGUAGAGCCAGGAUUGGUACUUAGGUCCCAUGGCCCUAAGACCAGAGUGGUUUCUACCACAAUGUACAACUUUCCGGUAAUUUCCAUUGGUUUUUCACUUCUAAUUAUUGGAAAAUUUAUCUCACCUUUCAACUUGCCUUUCUGAGGUCAGAAAUUGUACCCAUGUUGAAAACAGGGCACUAUCAUGUUACCUGUCACAUUUCACUCACUGGAGAAUUACAAAAUAAGUUGUCUUCCUUUCAUUCUUAUGUUAAAUUUACUAGAGAAACUAAAUCCAUUUCGAGGGCUAGUUGAUAUCUAAUUUGCAUUGUUUUUUUUACUUCUCUUACAUCUUUUUUUUAUUUUAAAUUUUACCCUUGACUAAGUAGUAAAGCCCUUGAGGUAAGCCCACUCAGGACGGAGACCUUUCAAACUGUGAGUGUGGUGAACAUAGUUUUCAGGGAGGGCCCUGUGUAAUUAUUUGAUAAAUAGAGGGAGGGUAUUGAAGUCCUCUAUCACUUCAGAGAGUAUUAUAUAAGAAGAAAGUAAUGAUGUGAAUGCUUGGGGACUCAGCAGAGAAUCUAGGAAUUAAAUAACCUAGAAAAAUGAUUAGCAAACUACUAUAAUGCAUGGCCAGUGGCCAAUUUUCCAUCACAUUUAGGCUGAUUCCCAGGGCUAUUCCCUUCUUUCUACUGCUUAAAAGAGCCACUGCUCAUUUCAGUAAUCACAAUCAUUAAUACUCUUCCUAUCUUCCAAGGGUCAUGUGUGCCCUGAUCCUGGCUCAUGAAACUUAGGGUUUUUUUUAGCAAUUAGGAAGUUUAGAAUCUUAGAAUCAAAAACAUGGCAGUGACCUUACAGUCAUUUAAUCUCUAUAUAAUGAAUGAGUCUCCUUUGCUGAAUUCCUAAUAAUUGGUUGUUAGCUUUUGCUCGAACACCUACAGUGGUAAGGAAUUUGCCAUCUCAAUAAGACAACCUAUUGUUAGAAAAUUCUUCCUCAUUGCUAAAGGAUUUUACUCAUCAUGACAUGAUUUACAUCAUCAUAUGUUCCUAAUGAUUUGUAGCUGCAGGGGUGAUGCUAUAGAUGAAUUAUAUCCUUUGGUUAUUUCAAUAAUCCUCUGAGGUAGAGAGUGAAUUCUUAUUCUCAUUUUGCAAAUGAGGAAACUGAGACUCAUGGAAAUGAAACAAUUUGCUCAAGUCCCCACCAUUAACUCACAGUAAAAUCUGAACUUGAAGCAAGACUUCAGUCGAGCUCUUUUCACUUCACCAUUUUGGGAAAGUUUCCAAAGGUUCAAACUUUUAUCAGAUUUCUCUGUCAGGUGUGAACCCUUUUGGUCGAAGUUUAAAAUCAGUCCCACCUGGGCUAGGAUAUUCAUUUGUUCCCAAACUUAGAGUUGUACUUUGGACUCUAAUGCGCAUUGUCAGCACUUAAUUGAUGGUGGUAAUAACUUGUUUUUUCAAUAAAACCUUCACAUUUGCAAAUAAAUUUUUAUCACAACAUCCAUUAGUGCAAGCAUCCCCAUCCCCCCCCCCAAUCUUUCAGGUGAAAAGUCUGAGGCUUAAGGUUAUGAAGUGACCCACCUACCCAAGGUCACCUAGUCAUGGAAUAGGCUAUUUCAGACACGUUAGGGGCUAGAGUACAAAAGAGAAUAUUUCUAGGAUAAAUUUCAUUGUUGGGAGCCAGAAAAGUGGGUAAUUGUUUUAGUGACUGGUGGGUCUUGAUGGUCUUCCCUUGAGCAUGCCUGGGGUUCUGGGUUUGAUUUUGAAGACAAAUGUCAUCUGCCUUACUUUGGCAUAAUCAUUUAUGCUGACACUUCUGUGGCAUCAUGUCACAUCUGACUUCACUGAUACCUCACCAGUUUUCAUUGAGCCAGUUUUGUCUUUAGUGAAAAACUAAGUUCUUUCUAUGAGUCUUUUAUGGAGAGACAUCUUGAUGUAAGGGUGAGAGUACUAGACCAAUAGGCAGGAAGAUGUAGGUUCAACUGCCCCCUUCAAAUGCAUAUUAGCUGUGUGACUAUGGGCAAGUCAUGCUCCCUCUCUGAGACAGCUUCCUCAUCUGUAAAAUGGGAAUAAUAAUACCUCUAGUAUCUACCUCACAUGAUUCCUGAGAGGCUCCAAUUGGAUAAUGUUGUUAAGUGCUUUGCAAACCUUACUAUAUUAAAAUGAGCUGAUGUUAUUAAAGUUGUUCACUCUCCGUAGCAUAUCACACUGGGUCAGGACAGUUUCUCUUGCAGCACCCUGUGAUCUCGUCAAUAAGGCCAUUCCUUUAAUUGAUGUAGAUCACAACCCGGAGAUACCUUCCUCACCUGACUGAUUUUGAAGCCUGGCAAGCAUGAUCAGCCUAGUUGUACUGGGGGACUUUAUUGCUUUCUUGGGACAUUAAAAAUAGCAGAGGAGUGGGAGGUUCUUCAUGGGCAGAGGCUGUUCCAACAACUCUCUGCAUGUGACUAGUUCAUCACACAUUAUUAACUGCAUUUGUAAAUCAUAGAUGGAACCCCAAGGUAAUAUUUUGAAACUCGAUGUCCAACAGAAAGGAUUGGAAGCAAUCCUCUUGCUUGUUGAUAGCACUAACUAUAACCUACCUUCCUGAAAUGUUUCAGAGUUUACAGUGUUUCCUCCACAAAAAUCCAUGGGGAAUUAGGUGAUAUGAGUAAAUAUUAUCCCUAUUUCCCAAAUGAGGAAAUUUAGGCUCAGAGAGAACUUAUGCCCAUGAUCCUUAGGUCAAUCAAUGUCAAGGUUUGUACUUGAACCCAUGUCUCCUUCCUCAAAGCCCAAACAGUCUUCCUCAAUGUCAGGGCAUGAAUCCAUGUCUCCUUCCUUCAAACCCAAACAUUCUUUCAUGAGGUAAUGGAAUUAGAACUGGAAGAUAACAUAGAGAUUUAGUACAGUCUCCUCAUUUUAGAGAAGAAAUAGACCUAGAAUGAUCAAGUUACUAGCCCAAAUCAUGUUGAUAUUAAGGGACAGAAGAGGAAUUUGAACUCAGGUCCUUUGACUUUAUAUUACAUCACUUCUACAAUACUGUAUUGUCUCUUGUGUAAACUGAUAGCACAACAUUGAUUUUAUGUUAGUCAAUUCCACAAUGUUCUCAUUUACAUUCCUUUAAUCCUUUAACUUUAUUAUAUCAUUUGCCUUGUAAGAUAAUAUAAUAGUGUGACUGCUUUACAAGGGACAAACUAACCAUAUUACUUAACAUCAAUCUAGUUUUUGUGAAUUAGACUUGAUUGGGGGUAGAUAAUGUAAUUUAUGGCAUAUCUGAGUCACUGCAAUAAGCCACCUUAAAUCACAUGCAUCAGUGAUCUCAUAGUUUUGGAAAUUUCCCCCAGACAUUUAAAUCAUAGCCACCUCAUCUUGCUGUCCUAGGAUGCUAACCCAUCCUGUGCUACUAGUUGUCUAUGUCCUCUCCAAAGUUCAAUACCUUAACACAUAGUUUUACUAUACUUGAGAGAUCCUCCUGCUUGGAUUCAUCCAGAAGGUGCUGUUACCCAUCUGACUUGGCUUCGUUUUUUGAUGUCCAAGGCAGCUGCCCUCAGGGAUGCUCUUGCCUCUGAAAAGAGGGGUGAAAUUUUUGAAGAAACAAGGUGUUAAAGGACCUUAUGAGGAACAUUCAACUCCAUUCCUUUUUUCCCCUAGUACCACAAAACUGAAAAAUCUUUUUCUUCACUCUAAGACUAGGGGCAAGAACACAUUUUCCAGAACAGGUUAAAUUCCUGUUUGGAAGCCUAGGACCCUUGGGGGUGAGGGUGGGGGGAAGCAAUGACAAGAAAUGCACUAAUUAUCUAAAACUAUUAAUAUUUUUUCACUGGUAAAUACAGUGAAAUAAUUUCUGAUAUCACAAAGGAAAACUGUCCUUGGUCUACUUAAAAACUGAGGUCUUACAUUGCAACAUUUAUGGGUGGAAUUUGUGUACAUUUUUUAUUUUCCUUUUUUAUUGAAAACAUGAUGAUUAAAAUAUCAAGAGAAUGCAAAUAGCAUGUGUGAAAACCAAAGCUUGAGUACUUCUUAUAACUAACCCAAGCCCUUAUGAAAAUGGACAAAACGAUGGGUCUGCUAUAGGCAUUAUACAAAAUUUCCAAGGGAGAGAUCAGCAUUAAUACAAAACUGAUAAAGUGCUUAUAUAGAGCAUGCCCUUUUUGUGUCUUAAAACUUCCAUGAAUUUUAUUCUGGCUUUGGUUCGUGAAACUCCUUCUUCCACAAUUCCAGGAACAUUAGGUGCAGGUAUGUGUUUUAUGACCGAAUUUUUUUUUUCUUGCUUAUUUACCUUGGACGUAUUUUAACCCUAUAUAGAGAUAUGCAUGAGUGAGUCAUGCAGUUGUAUAAAUUAUGUAUUGCACCAGUGAUGGUUUAAAAAAGGAAAAUAAGUUUGGUUUGUGUAUUUGAAAUGUUAAGUACAUUUUUGUGCCACUAACACUGUGAUGUAUAAAAUGAGCUGUUUGAAUGCCUUUUAAUGUUGUGUUUUGUACUUGGAAUCAUAUUGAAAAGUUUAAUUUGUAAUUUCAAUACAUAUUUUAAAUGA